AUGCUUUUCAUCAGCAUUCUCCUCAUCUUCUUUGCUAUGCAAGCAUAUGCCCAAGACAACAAUCAGCAGUUAACCUGGGGAUCAGUCGUCUUUACAAUAAAUGGAGAGACUGUUCCUCUCGGUGCUGUCGGGGCCAACUCUCUCACUCCUGUGGGAGCGCAGCAGCUCGCAGGAGCAGGCCGUACCUUUCGUGAACGCUAUAUUACAUCCAAUAGAAACCAUGGUGUAGCCUUUGCCGACAUUAGUUGGCUCUCUACUAUCCUGAAAAACGAUGAAAUCGAAGUAUCAUCUACACCAGAACCCAAUGUGGUGACUUCUGCCCAAGCUUUCAUGCAAGGACUUUACCCUCCCCACCGGGAGCUUUCUCUCUCGCGUGGCCUUAUGAGUUAUGCAACAGACGACAACGGCGUUUUCAUUGACUACCCUCUCAACGGUUACCAGUAUCCAAUAAUUUUGACUUAUGGCGCAGAAGAUCCCAUGUCUGCACAUAUGUCUGGACACAAGAACUGUCCAAAUCAUACCAAUGCGAUCCGAUCAUUUUCCGCUUCUAACGAGUUCCAUGAUGUCUUCGAUAGUAGCCAAAAAUUCUACUCAGAGAUGUACCCUCGUAUGCUUUUCGGCAUCUACCCUCGUGAAAUGGUCAGCAUCUAUCACGCCACUACUAUCUAUGAGUACCUCAACUACCAAUACACCUACAACUCAAGUGCUAGAGGUAUUAUUUCUCGUGCCGAUGUUGAUACAGCUCGCCAAUAUGCAAGCCAGUGGGCACACGCAAUCUCUAGUGGUGCCGACGUCUAUUGGUCUCCGGACAAGGUACUUGCCAUUGCAGGUAGAUCUCUUGCCUACACUGUUAUGCGCGCACUUGAAAAGAAUGUGAAAAGCAAAGGUUCACUCAACAAGCUAUCUCUCAUGUUUGGAGGGUAUGAGCCCAUGAUGGCUUUCUUAGAUGUCGUGGUCUCAGACCCAUAUCGCGAGAGUUUGAACGGUCUUCCCAACAACGGCGCAUCCAUUAUGAUUGAUCUUUUCAGUAUGGCGAAAGAUGGCAUUACUAAAUUUCCCGCCGACGAGUCACAGCUGAUGGUUCGGCUCUCGGUCCGCAAUGAUACUAAUACCUCCAACCCUGAAAAGCAAUUUAAAUCAUACCCGAUGUUUGGAACCAACAACAAAGACACUGCAAUGCCCUACAGAGAUUUUGCCGAUAAGAUGGUGUCCAACAUGAUAUCUACUUCAGAAUGGUGUCGCUCCUGUGACGGUAAAGAAUACUUCUGCGAAAAAUUUACCGAACAAAAGUCCGAAAAGAAGUGCAACUUCAAAACUCUCCCCCCACUCGACACUGCCGCACUCAUUGUCCCUGGCGCAGCGUUAGGUAUAGUCUUUACUUUCGUUACUUUCUCAUUUUUAAUGACCAAUUUUGGUCGGAGACUCCGACGGAAACUGCGACGAAGCAUCACCAAUCCAGGAAGCCUCCGUGAUGCCUGGGUGUCGUCUCCACGAAGCAUUGCUUCAAGCAACAAAACUAACGCAACAAGUUUCAACGAGGACAUCGAGAUGCUAUUGAAUCCCGCUACCAAGCCAGUCAAGCCUCGUGACACUGUUUAG
This is a messenger RNA of Nannizzia gypsea CBS 118893, 1599 nucleotides long. RefSeq lists its product as hypothetical. Gene Ontology annotation, molecular function: phosphatase activity. The record is from RefSeq and is a predicted model, not a curated record. Bases 1 to 1599 code for a protein of 532 amino acids. Gene Ontology annotation, biological process: dephosphorylation. NCBI's taxonomy places the organism in Eukaryota, Fungi, Ascomycota, Eurotiomycetes, Onygenales, Arthrodermataceae. The transcript has a single exon.